This is a messenger RNA of Trichoderma gamsii, 1374 nucleotides long. Its product is annotated as exo-rhamnogalacturonase B. The record is from RefSeq and is a predicted model, not a curated record. NCBI's taxonomy places the organism in Eukaryota, Fungi, Ascomycota, Sordariomycetes, Hypocreales, Hypocreaceae. The coding region runs from base 1 to 1374 and encodes 457 amino acids. Gene Ontology annotation, biological process: carbohydrate metabolic process. The transcript has a single exon. Gene Ontology annotation, molecular function: polygalacturonase activity.
AUGGUACACAUAUCCAAUCUCCUUUUAGCGGCAUUGCCUGCUGUGUUCGCCCUCCCUUCAGCGUCUCAGCAUGAUCUUGAGAGCAGAGCCGCAGAUGUUGCUCAGACUGAGGCUCACUGGGCAAACCAAGCCUCAGCCCAAGGCCGUCAUUUCUGCUACAUAAAACCAGACGCCAACGGUGGCGAUGAUGCCCCAGCUAUUAUGGAUGCGCUCAAUAACAAAUGCAACUCCAAGGCCCUUGUCAUAUUCCCCGGCCCGGUGUAUAACAUACAAACAAAUAUGACAACUUUGGAUCUUCACGAUGUGGUCAUCAAUCAAUUUGGCCGCAUGCUCUGGAGCACCGACAUCGAUUACUGGCUUUCGGUAUCGAUGCCGGUUGGCUUCCAAAACCAGAGCACCGUUUGGUACUUUGGAGGCCACAACGUGGUUUGGGAUGGCUGGGGUGUCGGUACUCUGGACGGCAAUGGCCAGGUAUGGUAUGACUGGGCUCAGAGCCAAGGAAACCUGGCUCAUAGGCCGAUGCAAAUCAACUUCCGCACUCUCACAAACUCCGUCAUCAAAAGGAUGCGCUUUGUUCAAAGUCAGAUGUGGACAAUGGCCAUCACUUACUCCCAAUACGUGGAUUUGGAUGACAUCUAUGUCAACAGCACCUCGACAAGCCAAUGGAGCACCCUGAAUACCGAUGGCUGCGAUACUAUCUAUUCGGAUAGCAUAACAUUCAGAAGAUGGACCAUUUCGAAUGGUGACGAUGCCAUUGCACUCAAGAUGAACUCCAGCAAUAUUGCCGUCUACGACAGCUACUUUGAGAAUGGACAGGGCAUUGCCAUAGGCUCCAUGGGCCAAUACAACCAUGAAUAUGAACACCUUGAGAACUUUUACGCCAGAAAUAUUACUCUCAAGAACACGGCUCACGUCUCUUAUCUGAAGACAUGGGCCGGUAUCUCAAGAGGCUAUCCUCCCAACGGCGGUGGCGGCGGGCUCGGCGUGGCGCGAAACAUCACGAUUGAAGAUGUGAAGCUGAUUGGCGGAAGACAACAGCCAUUAUUCGCCUGGCAAUGCGAGAACUAUUCUGGAUUCUCUGGACAGGACUGUGACUCUUCCUUGUUCAAGAUGGAGGACAUUACAUGGAGAAACAUCCAAGGAACCGUGGGACCUGGAGUGACGGAGGCAGUCUAUCUCCAAUGCAGCGCGGCUGCUGGAGGCUGCGAUAACGUCGCAGUAGAAAACUUUGACGUUGUCGUCGCGAGCACUGGCAAGCCGCUGACUGUUUGGGACUGCUUCAAUGUCAAUGCUCCCAUCGGAUUCACAUGCACAGAAUCGGUAACCCCGAAACUGAGUCCUGAUUUGACUGGUGGUCACGGCCCCGAUAACUGA